AGGGAGGUAACACUCGUUGAUUAGGUUGAUAAUGCCUCUCGAGAGGGGUGGCUAUUCGUGAAGAAAAAAAGAGAAAACAGUAAACAAAAGAGGAGACAAUUGUCAUGCAAGAACGGGGACAACGGCGAGCGCCGGUCAGCUGCGACCGGCCCGGCCGAUCGCCGACGUUGUUGAAAAACCGCGGCGCGGUCUGAUCGGCGUGACUGUCAAGUGACUGACAGUCCGUCCGCCUAACCUAACCCGCGUGAGCGCCAAGGACGGAAAAAGUUUCUCCGGGCGGCGUGAAAAAUGUGAUUUCUCGCGCCUCGUGUCUCGCGUUUACGCGAGGACCGGAUAGGCAGGGAGUGGACGAGAGAUGGAGAACUACUCUGUGCGGAUCAAUUAUCCGCAGACCGCCCGUGGGGAUGCCGAGGAGUCGCCCGUGCCCCAGGGCCCCCAGGAUGCCCAGCCGAAGCAGCAGCACGCGGAUCACGUCAGGAAAAGGGAGGACGUGAUCGUUCUGACGAGCGACACGAAGGGCGGUCUGUUCAAUCCCCGAGCCCUCCUCUUUCUCACCCUGUGGUACGUCUUCAGCGGGUGUACUCUGUUUCUAAACAAAUACAUACUGUCCUACAUGGAAGGUGAUCCCACCAUCCUGGGUGCUUGCCAAAUGUUGAUGACCGCAAUAUGCGGAUUGAUACAAAUGUACUUUCCCUGUGGUAUGUACAAAGCUAGUUCGAGAUUGAUGAGACCGCCAGGAUUUUACAAGCACAUGACACUGGUAGGCUGCACAAGGUUCGCCACAGUAGUCUUAGGUCUAGUAUCGUUAAAUUAUGUAGCUGUAAGUUUCACAGAAACCAUAAAGAGUAGCGCACCUCUUUUCACCGUCCUCAUCAGCAGGUAUUUAUUAGGGGAACAUACAGGAUUAUAUGUAAAUCUAUCUUUAAUACCUGUAAUGGGUGGACUGGCACUGUGUUCGAUCAAUGAAAUUAGUUUUGAUCUUAGAGGGUUUAUCGCCGCUAUGGCCACAAACGUAACCGAGUGCUUGCAGAACGUUUACUCGAAAAUGUUGAUCAGCGGUGAUAAUUUUAAAUAUACACCAGCAGAACUGCAAUUUUAUACCAGUCUAGCGUCAAUUGUGGUACAAAUACCGGUGUCGAUAUUGUUGGUCGAUCUACCUACCCUGGAGCAUUCCAUGAGCUUUAAAUUAUUUGCGGCAUUCCUUCUCAACGGAGUAUUCUUUCACUUUCAAAGUAUUACCGCGUAUGUACUUAUGGAUUAUAUCAGUCCCGUUACACAUAGUGUCGCCAAUACCGCAAAGAGAGCUUUCUUAAUAUGGCUCUCCGUUCUGCUGUUUAACAAUCCCGUAACGGGAUUAUCGGCGCUCGGCACUUCCUCCGUCAUCGUGGGAGUGUUGCUGUACAAUCGGGCACAGGAAUACGAUAGGAUAAAUAGAACGAAGUUACGAUAUUCGUCGAAGAUCAAUUUGCAGUAGGACAAUUUUUUCAGUCUACAAUGAUUCGUGCGUACGGGAGGAGAAACAUGUGUCGCUGCAUCAAACAUAUUGCAUUGGCAGUACAAACAAUAUCCCGUUUUAUACAGCAGUAUUCUGUUCAGUGGGACGCAAGACAGUACAUGUUUGUAGAAUUAAGACGAAGUACAAUCAAUGGAAAUCAUGUUAUGUUGAAUUUUAGUGAUUGCCAGUGAAUUUUUGUGAUCUGUUAAAAGCAAUUAGUUUUUUUUUUUCGUUCGCAAUCUGUAAUAUAUAACAUUAAUUAGUUAUCACUACGAAAUAGAAACAAUUUAUAUUGUUUCCAAACUUGCAUACAUCUAUUUACACGUUCAGAAACAUCUGACAGGUAUGAUAAGCAAAAAAAAUCAGGACAAGUGAUUACGUGUGUCAAAAAGCAUCUGAUUAUUGCUGUAUUAUACAAGUGUUCCUAAUGUAAAUGUGAGAACUGUGGGAAUGUAUAAAAGAGUUUUAUAAAAAUAAACUUUCUUUAUAUACCUACUGA
Temnothorax curvispinosus is the source of this 1994-nucleotide messenger RNA. Its product is annotated as solute carrier family 35 member E2-like. Gene Ontology annotation, cellular component: Golgi apparatus. Gene Ontology annotation, molecular function: antiporter activity. Lineage: Eukaryota; Metazoa; Arthropoda; Insecta; Hymenoptera; Formicidae. Bases 356 to 1474 code for a protein of 372 amino acids. The transcript is spliced from 5 exons. The record is from RefSeq and is a predicted model, not a curated record.